UGAAAGUAUGAUGCCCAAAUCCAAGGGCUUUGAAUUUUGAAAAAAAACACUGAAAGAGGCCCGUGUUGUGGUUGCUCCCAUGGUGGAUCAAAGCGAAUUGGCUUGGAGACUGUUAAGCCGCCGUCAUGGGGCCCACCUAUGUUAUACACCUAUGCUGCAUGCUCAGGUCUUUGUCAGAGAUGCCAAUUAUCGUAAGGAAAACUUGUAUUGUGAAGUGUGCCCUGAAGACAGACCUUUGAUUGUACAGUUCUGUGCCAAUGAUCCAGAGUUUUGUCGAGGCUGCCUGUUAGCUCAAGCUUACUGUGAUGCAGUUGACCUGAAUCUGGGGUGUCCUCAGAUGAUUGCAAAAAGAGGUCACUAUGGAGCAUUUCUGCAAGAGGAGUGGGACCUUCUCCAGAGAAUGAUUGCAUUGGCUAAUGAAAAGCUCUCUGUGCCUAUUACGUGCAAAAUCCGUGUUUUCCCAGAAAUUAGUAAAACUGAAUAUGCUCAAUUGCUGGAAGCUGGUUGUCAACUUCUAACUGUCCAUGGGCGCACUAAAGAACAGAAAGGACCUCUUGUUGGUGUGGCUUCCUGGGAGCACAUACAUGCUGUGAGAAAGGCUGUAAAAAUCCCUGUUUUUGCAAAUGGGAACAUUCAAUACCUCAAAGAUGUGGAACGGUGUAUUCAGAAGACAGGAGUUCAGGGCGUGAUGAGCGCAGAGGGCAAUCUUCAUAAUCCUGCUUUAUUUGAAGGAAAUCCUGUCGUCUGGGAGGUGGCUGAGGAAUACCUAGAAAUAGUACAGCAAUAUCCUUGCCCGUUGUCCUAUGUCAGAGCUCAUCUCUUCAAACUUUGGCAUCACACGUUGCAGGUUCACCAGAAGCUACGUGAUGAAUUAGCAAAUGAAACACUGGAAGGACUCGUGGCUGUUAACAGGAAGCUGAAGUUGCAUUGCCAGGAAGAAAUAGCGCAUUUGAAGGAAGAAGAGAAGCCAAAGGGAGGAUUACCUUUCUUUCAUUGGAUUUGUCAGCCAUACCUAAGACCAGGGCCUAAGGAAACGUGCAACAAAAAUGCUGCAUCUGGCAUAGAAGGAACUACUCGGGGGAAACGAGCUCUGGAGGAUGAAGAAGAUGGAAACUCUGAUUCUCUUUCAAAAAACAAACAAAAGAAGAAGUUAAGGAAUCCCAACAAAAGCUUUGAUCCCUCAUUAAAACCUAAAUAUGCAAAGUGUGAUCAGUGCGGAAAUCCAAAGGGUAAUAAGUGUGUAUUUAAUCUGUGUCGAGGCUGCUGUAAGAAAAGAGCUUUCAGAGAGACAGCAGAUUGUCCUGGUCACGGUCUGCUUUUUAAAACCAAACAUGAAAAGUCUAUUUUGUGGAAAGAUGGCCAAUCCCACAUAGAAAAUAUAAAGCGGACGGCACAGCAAGGCGAGGUGGAGGAAGCGAUGUUGCUUAAAGAAGCUAUCAGUGGUGUGGCAUGAAACCUUGGAAAGCCCUCCUGGAUCUUCUGACUGUCCUCCCUCCUCCCGCCCUGGGCCAAAGAAACCUCUGCUUCCAGAACACAGCUGUUGACACCACAAGGCCUGUUUUAAAAUUAAUGACAAAUUUUACUUAAGAAAAAGUUACUUUCUCAGGGAAAUGUCCUGCAAUGGAAAUAAAAGGAUGCAAUUAAAGUUUUCACGCUGUGUUGAAAAGACUUCAAAGACUGAACCAGAAGUACUGGCCUUACAAUGCUGCAUUGGAGACAUCUUUAAAGACAUGACCUGCCUGUUUUAAACUUUAUGUAUGGUUUUAAAAUUGGCAAAUAAACCUUUUAUAAAAGUA
This is a messenger RNA of Thamnophis elegans (Western terrestrial garter snake), 1796 nucleotides long. RefSeq names its product dihydrouridine synthase 1 like (gene DUS1L). Gene Ontology annotation, molecular function: flavin adenine dinucleotide binding; tRNA dihydrouridine synthase activity. Gene Ontology annotation, biological process: tRNA processing. The record is from RefSeq and is a predicted model, not a curated record. Lineage: Eukaryota; Metazoa; Chordata; Lepidosauria; Squamata; Natricidae.